GUAUUGUAGAUCAGGCCUUCAACUUUUGUACGUGCAAUGGCCUUUACGACAAGUCGUAGUCGUAGGUCAACGCGCAAGCUUUGUCGUAUACUUGUUCGUAUAACAGAUCUCACUGUGAUAUGUAUCCAAAGAUAGAACAUCGACUUAUAAUAACUCUAAGAUACCUUGCUACAGAUGACUUACCUAUAUCAAUAGCUGUAGCAUUUCGAGUUGGAGAAUCUACAGUCAGGAAAAUAGUAAAGGAAGUUUGUGUAGUAAUUAUAAAAGUUUUACAACCAAUGUAUCUUACUUUUCCUGCUGAAGAAGAUUGGAAGAAAUGUACAGAUGGAUAUUGGAAGAAGUGGAAUCUUCCAAAUUGUUUUGGAUCAGUUGACGGGAAGCACAUAAAAAUUCAAUGUUCUCCUAAUAGUGGAACUUUAUUUUAUAAUUAUAAAAAAUAUAGCAUAGUUUUAAUGACAGUAGCGGACCAUUUAUAUAGAUUUACUUUAGUUGAUACAGGAGCUUAUGGAGGAGAUAGCGAUGAAGGAAUUUUUAACGAUUCUGAAAUAGGAAUAAAGUUAAAUAAUGAACAAUUAAAUCUGCUGAAAGGAACUGCUAAUCUUCCUGGUAGCAAUUUGAAGACAUUUGGAUAUUUUAUUGCUGAUGAUGCCUUUAGACUCUCAACCAGGAUAAUGAAACCCUAUUCUGGAAGAACAAUGCUGUAGAUAUAACCAUUAUAGUAGUGAAAUAAUUUCAGAAAAUAUAAAUGAGGAUGCGAUGUGGUUGUCAUUACCAAAUGCUGAAGAAUGUAGUGGUAAUAUAAAAGAAGCUCAAGCUCAAAGAAAUACAUGCAAUUAUUUUAUUUCUCCACCUGGACAAGUAGAGUGGCAGUAUGACUUUAUCCGUAGAGGUGUUCAUGCAGAUGGAUGAAAUAAAAAAAAUUUGAAUUAU
Molecule: messenger RNA, 930 nt
Organism: Harpegnathos saltator (Jerdon's jumping ant)
Lineage: Eukaryota; Metazoa; Arthropoda; Insecta; Hymenoptera; Formicidae
Exons: 6
Coding region: 120-704 (194 amino acids)
Source: RefSeq, a predicted model, not a curated record